Molecule: messenger RNA, 981 nt
Organism: Glossina fuscipes
Lineage: Eukaryota; Metazoa; Arthropoda; Insecta; Diptera; Glossinidae
Product: POC1 centriolar protein homolog
Exons: 1
Molecular function (GO): protein binding
Source: RefSeq, a predicted model, not a curated record
AUUGCUAGCAGCUCCUUAGAUACUACGGUUAUUGUGUGGAACUUAAAAGACACUGCCCGCUGUAUAAGUCAUUCGGCUCACGAGGAAAGGGUUCAUGGUAUUUGCUGGUCGCCGAAAUCAAAUUUGUUGGCCUCUUGUGCUCAUAAUAGUAGUAUCAAGAUUUGGGAACCUAAACCACAUGGCGCUAUCGAAGAAUUUAUCGCUCACGGUAAACCUAUACGUUCAGUAGAUUUCCAUCCUGCCGGUACUAUGGUCGUAACAGGUUCCGAUGAUAAAUCUGUAAAACUUUGGCGAAUACCUGAAAGAAAAUUUCUUACUUCUUUUAUCGGUCAUAGGAAUUGGGUGCGAUCCGCUAAAUUCAGUCCUAAUGGCAAAUAUGUGGCCACUUGCGGAGAUGACAAGUCUUUGCGGAUAUUUGAUGUAAACACGCGGUCAUGUAUAUGCAGUUUUACUGAGGACCUUGGCAUGGGAAGGCAAUUAACUUGGCAUCCCUAUCGUAAUAUCGUGGCUGUGGCAUUAAGUUGCAAUCGGGUUAAAAUGUUUGAUUUAUCAUCUCAAGAAUUAAUACAACUCUAUAAGGUGCACAAUGCGACCGUUAAUGAUUUAGCCUUUCAUCCCAAUGGAAAUUUUAUGCUUACCGGAAGUGAUGAUGAAACCAUGAAGAUAUUGGAUAUAAUGGAAGGGAGACCAAUUUACACCUUAUCGUGUCACAUUGGCAGGGUGAUGUCUGUUGACUUUAACUAUGACGGUUCAAAUUUUGCCUGCGCUGGUUCUGAUAAGCACUUACUUGUUUGGAAAUCAAAUCUGAAUAAUUAUGAUUUUUCCGCGGACGAUAUGAAAUCGCAAAAUGAAAUUUUAGAAAGGCAUGAUGUGCCAGAAGCAACUGCAGUCAAUUCCAACAUUAUAAGUCCUAGCAGUAAAUCUAUUAGGAUAGAUUCGCGUCAUUGCACGGCUUUGAAAAGCCAUAAGAACAAUUUUUGA